Messenger RNA from Melopsittacus undulatus (budgerigar), 2513 nucleotides. It is a transcript of the gene SKIDA1, whose product is annotated as SKI/DACH domain containing 1. Bases 1 to 2484 code for a protein of 827 amino acids. The transcript has a single exon. Lineage: Eukaryota; Metazoa; Chordata; Aves; Psittaciformes; Psittaculidae. The record is from RefSeq and is a predicted model, not a curated record.
AUGGGAGACCUGAAGUCGGGUUUUGAAGAGGUGGAUGGCGUGAGGCUCGGCUACCUCAUCAUUAAAGGAAAGCAAAUGUUUGCACUCUCCCAGGUUUUUACAGACCUGCUCAAAAACAUCCCGCGAACUACCGUGCACAAGCGAAUGGAUCAUUUAAAAGUAAAAAAGCAUCACUGCGACCUGGAGGAGUUGAGGAAACUCAAAGCCAUCAACUCCAUCGCUUUCCACGCCGCCAAAUGCACCCUGAUCUCCAGAGAGGACGUGGAAGCCCUGUACACAUCCUGCAAAACCGAACGGGUCCUUAAGACGAAACGGAGGAAAAUCAGCCGUGCGCUGUCAGCCACCGACCUCCGGCCGGAGCUCGCACCCACCGACCCCUUCUCCGGCUUCUGGAAGGAGAACAAACUUUGGCUGGGCCUGCGGGACCCUCCCCGGCCCCUGCUGCCCGUUAGGAGGAAAGCUUUGCGUCCGGGGGACACAGCCUUGCUACCGGCCUCUCAUCUACCUCACAUUUUUAGUAAAUACACUGGCCACAGCUACCCAGAAAUCGCUCGGGCGCCUUGCAAACCCCCCGUAAACUAUGAAACAACGCCGCCGGCGGGCAGCUGCGCGCCCCUCCGCGCCCGCCCCCCGCCCUCCGCCGCGCCGCGGCUCCCGGCCGCCAGCCCCCCGCCCCUGCCCGCCCGCUGCCGCCGCCGCCGCCUCCUCCACGGGGCGGCCGCCGCCGCCGCCGCCGCUGCCGCAGCCGCGCUGGGUCCCUCCGGCGGCGCCCGCCGGACCCUGGCCGCGCCGCGGCCCUGCCGGCCUCGCGGCGGCCCGCGGCUGCCGCUGCUCCGCGGCUUCGGGCCGACGCCGCCCGCCUUCCCCGAGAGCGGCAGCAGCGACUCGGAGUCCAGCUGCUGCUCCGGCCGCGCCGCGCACGACUCGGACUGCGGCUCCAGCCUCUCCAGCUCCAGCGAGGGCAGCUCGGAGGAGGAGGACGAGGACGAGGAGGACGAGGAGGGCAGCGGCGCCACGGACUCCAGCGAGGGCAGCUCGGAGGAGGAGGAGGAGGAAGAGGAGGAGGAAGAGGAGGAGGAGGACAGCACCUCGGACUCCGACUCCAGCUCGGUCUCCAGCCAGGUCUCUGUGCAGAGCAUCCGCUUCAGGCGCACCAGCUUCUGCAGCCCGCCCGGCGUGGUCCACGCCAACUUCUUGUACCAUCUGGCGGCCGCCACCGCCCCUCGGCCCCCGGCCCCGGCGGAGCCCGGCGGGCUGCCCGCCCUCCGUGGCUCUCCCGGCGGAGUCAAGCCGGAGCUGCCGGAGGAGUGGGGCCGGCCCGGCUGGGCUCCCGCCGCCCCGGCGCUGCGCUGCUCCGGCGGCCUGGGGAGCUGCUUCUCGGAGAUAAGAGAUGAUAGGGUAUCCGAGAUCACAUUCCCACACUCUGAAUUUUCCAAUAAUGCCAAGAGUACUGACCUAACAAUUAACUGUGUUGCAAAGGGGGCCUCUUCACCUAGCCCAAAGACAAACAAUGCAUUUCCACAACAAAGAAUACUCAGAGAGGCAAGGAAAUGCCUUCAAGCAACUACUACACACCGUGCAGAUAACAAUACAAUAGCUGCUAGGUUCUUAAAUAAUGAUUCUUCAUCAGCGGCAGCAAAUUCAGAGAAAGAUUCCAAAAUCCCUCAUUGUAUUGAAUUUGCCACGGAUUUGCCCUCUUUACAAACGGCUCCUGAGGAGGAUGCUGCUUCUCCAGGGGCAGCAGCAGCAGCAGCAGCCGCAGCUGAGCUCCAGUGCACUGAUACAGGCAAUAAGGCAUUGCCAUUCCUGCACAGCAUUAAAAUCAAAAUAGAGGACAGCAGUGCGAACGACGAGUAUGAGCCCGAUCUUACAACACAUAAGCUAAAGUGUGAGUGCAAUGAUACUAAGGAUGAGUUGUACGGUGUGACUGAGGGUAAUAACCAGGACGCUUUAUUAACAGCCAAGGAAGAUUCUGCAUGCACUGAGAAAGAAACCACUUCCUUAAACCUGCUGACUCAGAGUCAGGUCCUCUCAUGCACUUUAGGUACUCCAAAACCUGAGGAUGGGGAGUAUAAAUUUGGAGCAAGGGUGAGAAAAAAUUACAGGACACUGGUUUUGGGAAAGCGACCUGUACUGCAGACUCCUCCAGUCAAACCAAAUCUGAAAUCAGCUCGAAGCCCACGUCCUACAGGUAAACCUGAGACACAUGAAGGAACACUGGAUGAUUUUACAGUUAACAAUAGACGCAAAAGGGUAGCCAGCAAUGUAGCAUCAGCAGUGAAAAGGCCAUUUAAUUUCAUGGCAAAUUUUCCCUGUCCACCAUCACUAAUUAUUGGCAAUGAUGGGGAUUUGUUGCCAGCUUAUUCCUUAAACACCACUAAGGAUUCCCAACCACCUCACAAGGCCCAUCCUGUAUGGAAAUGGCAGCUGGGCGGUUCUGCAAUACCUCUUCCACCUAGCCACAAAUUCAGGAAAUUUAAUUAAUAAAAUAGUUUGGAAAAUAUUUUCUCGAA